GGGGGGCGGGCGCUUCCGGUCACGUGAGGAGGUUGUUUGAAGCCGCUGUGCGGCGGCAUCAUGGCUGCUCCGGCUGAGACGGAGCGGCUGCUGGGCCGCGGCGCCGGCUACGGCACGGUGGAGCCGCCGGCCGAGGAGGAGGAGGAGGAGGAGGAGGAGCUGCGCCGCCGCCUCAAGUACUUCUUCAUGAGCCCCUGCGACAAGUACCGCGCCCGGGGGCGGCGACCCGUCAAGCUGGGGCUGCAGCUCGCCAAGAUCCUCCUCGUCACCGUUCAGCUCAUCCUCUUCGGGCUCAGCAACCAGAUGGUGGUGACCUUCAAGGAGGAGAACACCAUCGCCUUCAAGCACCUCUUCCUCAAGGACUACGUGGACGGCUCGGACGACUCGUACGCCGUCUACACGCAGCACGAGCUCUACGAGCGGGUCUUUUACGCAGUGGAGAAGUACUUGGCCAUUCCCAACGAGACCAUCGGGCGCUACGCCUACGUGCGGGGCGAGCACGGGGCCAACCGCUCGGCCCUCAUGCUGUGCCAGCAGUUCUACCGCAAAGGGCGCAUCGACCCGGCCAACGACACCUUCAACAUCGACCCCAAAAUCGUCACGGACUGCCUGGGAGUGGAGCCCCAGGAGCCGCAGCCUCUCCCGCCGGAGUUGGACCGCAGCUACAGGAACUUCACCCUCAAAUUCCACAAGCUCAUCAAUGUCACCAUCCAGUUCAAGCUGAAAGCCAUCAACAUCCAGACCAUCAUCAACAAUGAGAUCCCAGACUGCUACACCUUCACCAUCACCAUCACCUUUGACAACAAGGCUCACAGCGGCCGGGUGAAAAUCCACCUCGACAACCGGGCUGACAUCAAGGAAUGCAAGGACCCCAGCAUCUUCGGCCGAGGUGACAACUCCUUCCGGCUCUUCUUCGACGUCGUCGUGCUCCUUGUGUGCUCGCUCUCCUUCAUCCUGUGCGCCCGCUCCAUCAUACGGGGCCUCCUGUUGCAGCACGAGUUCAGCCAGUUCUUCCAGCGCCGCUACAACCAGAGUGUGUGCGUCUCGGACCGCAUGGAGUUCCUCAACGGCUGGUACAUCCUGCUGGUGGUGAGCGACAUCCUCACCGUGCUUGGGACCAUCAUGAAGAUCGGCAUCGAGUCCAAGAACUUUGCCAGCUACGAUGUCUGCAGCAUCCUCCUGGGCACCUCCACGCUGCUUGUCUGGGUUGGGGUCAUCCGCUACCUCACCUUCUUCCAGAAGUACAAUAUUCUCAUCGUCACGCUGCGGGUGGCCCUGCCCAACGUCAUCCGCUUCUGCUGCUGUGUGGCUGUCAUCUACUUGGGCUACUGCUUCUGUGGCUGGAUCGUGCUGGGCCCGUACCAUGUCAAGUUCCGCUCCCUCUCCAUGGUGUCCGAGUGCCUCUUCUCCCUCAUCAACGGGGACGACAUGUUCGUGACCUUUGCUGAGAUGCAGCAGAACAGCUACCUGGUGUGGCUCUUCAGCCAGAUCUACCUGUACACCUUCAUCAGCCUCUUCAUCUACAUGGUGCUCAGCCUCUUCAUUGCCCUCAUCACUGGCUCCUACGAGACCAUCAAGCACCAGUGCGAGGGCGAAACGCCCGUCUCGCAGCUCCACGCCUUCAUCGCCGAGUGCAAGGACAGCCCCAAGUCGGGCAAGUACCGCCGCGAGAGCACCUCGUCCUGCUCCGUCUUCUGCUGCUGCGAGAGGGCUCCUCUGCCGGACAACACCUUGCUGGUGAACUGAGGGACGCUGCCACCGAUGAGCUGGUCCUACCGCACGGACUCCUUCUGCCGCCGGGGCUGCGUCCCCGUGCUCUUUUAUUUAUUUUAAUGUCGGCUUUUAUCGGCACCGGAGCUCAUCACCUGCCCCAGAGGUGAUGGGGCGAGAUGGCACCUGUGUUUUCCGGGGCAGAUCUCGCAGCGCCAGCACCCGAGAACUGGAUGGAUGAUUGCAGCCCCUUUUUCCUGCAGUGGCCGUGGUGUCUCCAUGCUCCAGCACCCAAAAUGCAGCCCCUGGGUCCUGCCUGGAUGCUUGUUCCUGAGGUGGGGGGGGGCCUGCGGUGCCACAACUUUGGCUCUGCUGAGCUGGGAGUCGCCUCCAGAGCCCGGAGCAGAGCUGGGGCGAGAGCAAAACCGCUUCCUCCCACGUUGGCCCCGGGCGGGGAGCUCAAGGGGCGCUUUGUUUCCCCGUUUCGCUCUCAGCUCCGUGCUGGGCGCGAGCUGGUACCUCCCGCCCCGUCGCCUCUUUUUGCUCUCGGCGCAGCCCCAAACUCGCGCUGGCAGCUCCGGCUGCGUUUCGGCUCCGGCGAGCCUCGAGGCUGUUUACGCGGAGAGAGAGAGAGAGGUCAAGGGCAGGAUUUGUAACCGCAGCAGGAGCAGCUGUCUGCCGCUGGAGCGGGGCCAGCCGCUGCCUGGCCUCUUCCCCCAGCCCCCUGGGCCGGAGCCGAGCGGAGGAAAGGGGCAGCUGAGCCGGGACCGGGCUCUUUGGCCGAAUUUAUUUCUCCCCCCCCCCACACCCCUCGCAGGGGAGCCCGGCAGAGCGUUCGCUGCUCCCUUUCCUCUAAUCCUGCCUCUCACUCCUGAACUGAGUUGGGCCUGGGCUCGGCUGCGGCACUGCAGGCUCGUCCCGGCCCUCGGUCGCCGUUUUGAGGCCGCGUCGAGCAGGAAGACGGGGUCGGCUGGUGCCGUCGGGGGGUGCCCCAUCGGGCUUCCCCUCCCCCCCCCCCCACCUGGGUGCUGGGUUGCGCUGGGCGAAUAAAGUAUCCCAGGAGGAAAA
Molecule: messenger RNA, 2778 nt
Organism: Rhea pennata
Lineage: Eukaryota; Metazoa; Chordata; Aves; Rheiformes; Rheidae
Gene: MCOLN1
Product: mucolipin TRP cation channel 1
Exons: 14
Coding region: 61-1746 (561 amino acids)
Cellular component (GO): plasma membrane; lysosomal membrane
Molecular function (GO): NAADP-sensitive calcium-release channel activity
Source: RefSeq, a predicted model, not a curated record